Messenger RNA from Thlaspi arvense, 1636 nucleotides. The record is from the annotation of a GenBank genome assembly. Lineage: Eukaryota; Viridiplantae; Streptophyta; Magnoliopsida; Brassicales; Brassicaceae.
AGAAAACAUAAAACAAUCAAGCUCUCUAGAGAGAGAGAGAGAGAGAGAGGUAUCAUGUUAGAGAUUCGCCAGAAAAGAGUGUUGAUGAUUCCUGCGCCGUUCGAAGGCCAUUUACCGUCGAUGAUGAAUUUAGCUUCAUCCCUUUCUUCCCGAGGAUUUUCAAUCACAAUCGUUCGAACCCAGUUCAAUUUCUACGAUAUCUCCGAUCAUUUCCUCGAUCUCCGUUUCUACACUAUCGACGAUGGCUUGUCCGAAUCCGACAUGUCGUCUCUUGGGCUCGUUGACUUUAUCUUGAAGCUAAACUCUGUCUGUGAACCCUUAUUUAAAGAAUUUCUAACACUUCAUGACGAUGUUGACUUCAUCAUUCAUGACGAAUUCGUCUACUUCCCUCGACAAGUUGCAGAAGAUCUGAAUCUGCCGAAGAUGGUCUUUAGUGCUUCUUCCGUAGCUACUUCGAUCAGUCGAUGUUUGCUUAUGGAGAACCAAGAUCAAUGGUUACUUCCUCCGCAAGAAUCUAAACUAGAAGAAUUGGUGCCAGAGUUUCAUCCAUUUCGGUACAAAGAUCUACCGGUGACAGCUCAUGGAUCUAUCGAGAGACUAAUGUUACUUUACAGUAAUGUCAGCAAGAGAGACACAUGUUCUGGUAUAAUACACAACUCUUCGAAUGAUUUAGAGAACUUAUUCACAUCAGCUGCAGAAGACAAGUGGGGUGUUGAGCUAUACUUGGUCGGUCCACUUCAUCUAACCGAUUCCGCAACCUCGUGUCCUAGUUUUUUCGAAGAAGAAAGAAAAUGUCUUGAAUGGCUUGAGAAGCAAGAAACAAACUCGGUUAUCUACAUAAGCAUAGGAAGCUUGGCGAUAACGCAAGAAGAAGAGUUUGUGGAGUUGGCCAUGGGAUUAGUUCAGAGUAACCAACCUUUCUUAUGGGUGAUCCGACCAGGCUCCAUAACCGGAUCAAACUCCUUAGAGUCAUUACCGGAACAGUUCAGACAAGCGGUGACCCAUGACGAGAGAGGUUUUGUAGUGAAUUGGGCUCCACAAAAGGAGGUGCUAGGGCACAGAGCAGUGGGAGGGUUUUGGAACCAUUGUGGAUGGAACUCGAGCUUGGAGAGCAUAAGCUGUGGCAUGCCAAUAAUUUGCAGGCCGUAUUCGGGUGAUCAAAGGGUAAAUACUCGACUUAUGACAAAUGUUUGGGAAACUGCAUUUGAGGUCGAAGGUGAAUUGAGCAGAGGAAUCGUGGAGAUGGCUGUGAAAAAGCUCAUUGUGGGUGAGGAAGGUGAAGAUAUGAGAAAGAGAGCCAUCAUAAUGAAGGAGAAGCUUGAAGCUUCUGUCAGAAUCGGAGGCUCUUCUUAUAGUGCUUUAAACAGAUUGGUUUAUUCAAUCACUAGGAGUUAACCCGCGCUUCGCGCGGAUGUAUACGUCAUUUUUAUAUAAGAAAACUAUUAAAUUUGAUUGUAUAAUUUCAUUAUGUACUAUCUGCCACUGUUUGAAAUAAUUAAUGUUGGUAUGCCUAUGUUUUGUAAUUUGUAAGAGUUAGUUUUUCUUGUAAUAAUAAGGUAUGCGUAGAGUAGGCGAGCUAUGCGUUGAUGUGUACCUUAUGUUAUAUUUUUGUUUAUGUUUUCAGUUGUUGUUAUUG